AUGACUUCAAUUCUAACAGGAGAGAUGUGGGUAAAAGAAAUGUUGAUUGGCAAUCCUAUUCGAUGUGUCAAUGCAUUUAGAAUGGAGCCACAAUUAUUUUUAAGAUUGUGUAAUGAUCUAUCAUCUAAAUAUGGACUGAAAUCUAGUUGUAAUAUGUCUAUUCACGAGAAAGUUGGCAUUUUUUUAUAUGCAGUUGCUCAAGGUGCCUCAAAUAGAGUUCUUGGUGAGCGCUUUCAACGUUCCGGUGAAACUAUAAGUAGGGCAUUUCAUGAUGUCCUCAAUUCAAUUUCUUGUCGAAAAUCCAAGGGGCUUGCAUAUGAUAUUAUAAGACCAUAUGAUCCAACUUUUACACAAGUGCCGGCAAAAAUAACAACAGAUGCAAGGUAUAUGCCUUAUUUUAAGGAUUGUAUUGGAUGUAUUGAUGGUACACAUAUAGAGGCAUCGGGUUGGGAAGGUAAGUACUAUUUGGCCGACAAAGGGUAUCCAGAUCGAAAAGGUUAUCUUGUACCAUAUCCGAAGACAAGAUACCAUAAGUCACAAUUUGAAAACGAGCCUCCAAAAAAUGAGCGUGAAACUUUUAAUCGUUGGCACUCAUCUCUUCGAAGUUGCAUUGAGAGAUGUUUCGGAGUUUUGAAGCAAAGGUGGAAGAUACUAAGAAGUAUGCCACAAUUUAGCAUUGAGACACAAAUACGGAUUGUGGUUGCAACAUUUGCACUACAUAACUACAUUCGAAUAAAUUCUCCAAAAGAUCCCCUUUUUCGAGUGUUAGAGGAUUAUCCUAAUUUUAUACCAUCAUGUGAGCUUCCUGAUGUCCGUGUUACUCCCCAAGGUCAAAAUUGCACAGAAAGUUGCACUGAAAUGAAAAUCAUUCGUGACAAAAUAGCAGCUGCUUUAUGGAAGGCGAGAAAUGAGAGAUGCGAUUAUUAUAAGAAACACCAGUAG
This is a messenger RNA of Chenopodium quinoa (quinoa), 942 nucleotides long. RefSeq lists its product as uncharacterized. The transcript is spliced from 4 exons. Lineage: Eukaryota; Viridiplantae; Streptophyta; Magnoliopsida; Caryophyllales; Amaranthaceae. The record is from RefSeq and is a predicted model, not a curated record. Bases 1 to 942 code for a protein of 313 amino acids.